Molecule: messenger RNA, 910 nt
Organism: Hypanus sabinus (Atlantic stingray)
Lineage: Eukaryota; Metazoa; Chordata; Chondrichthyes; Myliobatiformes; Dasyatidae
Product: transmembrane protein 179-like
Exons: 4
Coding region: 548-910 (120 amino acids)
Source: RefSeq, a predicted model, not a curated record
CAGAGGCGGUCCCGCUCACCAACACCACCUCCGAAUCUUGCGCCCGGGCCCUGAUCGCCACCUGGAUAUCCCGCUUUGGUGUACCAGCCCACAUUACCUCCGACAGAGGCGCCCAGUUCACCUCCAGCCUGUGGUCAGCUAUGGCCAGCCUUUUGGGGACUCAGCUGCACCACACCACUGCCUACCACCCACAGUCGAACGGGCUAGUGGAGCGUUUCCACCGUCACCUGAAGUCGGCCCUCAUGGCCCGCCUGCGAGGGGCCAACUGGGCGGACGAGCUUCCCUGGGUCCUGCUCGGAAUCCGCACAGCGCCCAAAGAAGAUUUGCACGCCUCGUUGGCCGAGUUGGUAUACGGCGCGCCCCUGGUCGUCCCCGGGGAGUUCCUACCAGCCCCAAGGGGGCAAGAGGAAGAACCCGCAGCAGUCCUGGGCAGACUACGUGAGAGGCUCGGUAACCUGGCCCCCAUACCCACCUCGCAGCAUGGGCGGCACCCGACCUGCGUACCCAAAGACCUGCUAAGCCAUCCCACUUUUCAGAAUUUAUAGGCAUGCUUCUUAGUUGCACCAUUGCUUUAAUGACGUUGAUUGCUGGUGUCGCAGUAAGUGAGGGGCUUAAACCAUGGUGCAGCUCGAUCACUGACAAGGGUAAUACUUCAAUUAGUUGUAGAGAUAUUCAAGAAGAAUCCCUGAAUCUGAAUGUGGUUUCCACUAUGUUCUAUGAUCACUUUGGCACUGCACAGUUUGCUCUCUGGUGUGCUUGGGUGGUGUGGAUUAUAUUGGCAGUACUUGCUCUCAUGAAGGUUUCUCAAAAUCGUGGUAAAGACAACUUUUCUAUGGAGUACAAAGAGGCACUUCUAAAUCCACAAACCCAGGGAUAUUUUCAUGGACAAGUAACCAAUGUAUUCAUUUGA